Molecule: messenger RNA, 4306 nt
Organism: Manihot esculenta (cassava)
Lineage: Eukaryota; Viridiplantae; Streptophyta; Magnoliopsida; Malpighiales; Euphorbiaceae
Product: protein SMG7L
Exons: 7
Coding region: 404-3463 (1019 amino acids)
Biological process (GO): nuclear-transcribed mRNA catabolic process, nonsense-mediated decay
Cellular component (GO): telomerase holoenzyme complex
Molecular function (GO): protein binding; telomerase RNA binding; telomeric repeat DNA binding
Source: RefSeq, a predicted model, not a curated record
CCUUUGUCUGUUUCCCGACAGAGCAGUACAGGUGGCUAAACGCUUCUUGCUUCUCCCAAUCCCCGCGUUCCUCUCGCUUUCUAUCGUUCCCGUGCUUUUGCUUGAUGGUUUUGGUCUCAAUUUCAGCUUCAAACUUUGUCUGCAACUUACUAACUUUGAUGGAGCUUUACUCUUGAUACUUCUUGACUCUGUAUGAUCUUCAGUUUGCUUCUCAGAAACGUUUUCAGGUGAUAAAGAUAUUUUUUUUAUUUGAUUUAAUUGAUUGAUUACCUGAAGCCUUUGGCUUGUGGGCAUAUUGAGUUGAACAAUUCUCACUUUUGGAUUUCGUAUAAGACUUCUUUCAGCUUUCUAAAGUGUAGAUGAUGAUCAUCUUAUGGGUCAGAUAGGUUUUCCAACUUGAAUCAUGGAUACUAAUUCACCUAUUCCACCUAAGGAUCAAAAAGAAAAACCAAGUCUUCUUGUUGAGGUUUCUAAGGAAGAGAAACAGUUGUUGGCAUUGAUCCAUGCAAAGGGUAUAUUGCACCCUGAUGUUCAAGUUGUGUACAAAAAGAUUUGCUCUAGUUAUGAGAAAACCAUCCUUAAUGACCUUGAAGUGGCUGAACUUCAAGAUGUCGAAUAUUCUUUGUGGAAGCUUCACUAUAGGCAUAUUGAUGAAUUUCGUAAAAGAAUCAAGAAAAGCUCUGGUAAUGAAGAGGCUAUCAAAUCUGUGGCAAUGCAAUGUGUAGCUGCUGCAAAGAGAAGUGAUGACAAUCAUGUAGAGGGGUUUAAGUUAUUUCUAUCAGAAGCAACUAGAUUUUAUCAGAACUUGAUCAUAAAAAUCAAAAGAUACUAUGGGCUCCCGGAAGACUUUUUGUUCCAUAGAAGUGGUGGAAAACUUUCUUCUGUUGAACCGAAGAAAAUGCAGAAACUGCAAUUCUUGUGCCAUAGAUUUCUAGUUUGUCUUGGGGAUCUUGCUAGAUAUAGAGAGCAAUGUGAAAAGUCGGACAUACAGAAUCAGAACUGGUCAGUUGCAGUCACACAUUACUUGGAAGCUACAAAGAUUUGGCCACAUAGUGGAAAUCCCCAAAAUCAGUUGGCAGUGUUGGCAACAUAUGUUGGUGACGAGUUCCUAGCGCUGUACCACUGCAUAAGAAGUUUGGCUGUUAGGGAGCCUUUCCCGGAUGCAUGGAAUAACCUUAUUUUGUUGUUUGAAAGAAACAGGUCAUCUCAUUUAACUUUCCUUUCUUCUGAUGCCCACUUUGACUUCUUAAAUCCCUUUGAAAGUACUAUCCAGACCAAAUAUCAAUCAACUAAUGGUCCAUCAAAUUGCAAGAUGGUACAAGCACAGGAUGAAGACUCGAGGGGGACGCAUUUAUGGCUUCUUUUCAUUAGAACAAUAAGUUUCUUCUUCAUAAAAUCCAGUUUGGAGGACUUCCCUUUUACUUUUGCAUCUACUAUAAAGGAGCUGGAUGUGUUGAUGGCACUAGAUGAUGUACAAUUAAAAGCUGCAAUGGAAUCCUAUCAGCGUAUGGAUUCAGCUAGGAGUGGUCCCUUUCGAAAUCUUCAAGUUGUCUCUGUGUUUAUUUUUGUCAUUGAAAAUCUAAGGAGGAGCCAAGAAACAAGAGAUUCAAAGAACAAGAAUGAUAUACAACAGUUUGAGUUGGCUCGAGAGGCAUUCACUGCUACAUUCAUUUUCAUGGGACGCCUUGCUGAAAGAUGCUUGAAGGCAAAUGACUUGGACUCUUGUCCCCUUUUACCAGCUUUACUUGUGUUUUCAGAGUGGCUGGCGAGCAUUGUUGAUGAAGCAGAAACAUAUGGAUCUGAUGAAAAAAGUACAUGUGCUAUAUCUUAUUUUUUUUGCGUUUACCUUGAACUUCUGAAGCAAUUUGAUAUUAACAAGGGUGAAGUCGAGCCUCCAGGCAGCAUCGCUCUUUGGGAAGACUAUGAGCUGAGGGGCUUUGCACCAUUGGCUUGUUCGCAUGCGCUGUUAGAUUUUUCAAGUCACUGGGGACAUGCAGACAGUUAUGUGUUUGGAACUGAAUGUCGUGCUCAGCGCAUUAUUAAUGCUGCAAUUAAGAUUGCAGGAAGAUCAAGUAGCAAUCAGAAGUGGAUCUGCUAUGAUAAAUCUGGAAGAAAAUUUUAUUUACCUGAGUCGAAUAAAUUUGCAAACAAGAAAGAAACAGAAAAGGUGGAGUCCUGUGGUACUGUGGAAGUGAAAGUGUCUGAUCAGCAUAUUCACAAAAUGACACAGGAAACUGAGAAGAUUGAGGAGAAACCAACUAACUCUCAUGCAAUUAGCAAGUCUGUUGCCAUAGAGGAGGAAGAAGUCAUUCUCUUCAAGCCUCUCACAAGAUACAAUUCUGCACCACUUUAUAGUGCUAUUGCAGGUAAUGGUCAAACGAGUCUGGAAGAUACAGUGGACCAGAUGGUGCCUGGUGAUGAUUGCUUGCGACGUGCAACAUCAUUGCUAAUAGCACAGAACCAGGUCCAGGGUGAAUCGUUGGCAUUCCAUUCAGAUCUUACUAAUUUCAGGCACAACCCCCCAUCGCAACAUCCGGACCCUCAUGUAAGGGAUGCAGCACCAUUCCCAUUUUCAGAAUCCUCUAUAUCUUCUUCUGGGCCUCUUUCUUUCAGCAACUCCAUCUCUGCCGGGCCACCCUCACUCAAUGCUUGGGUCUUCAAUAGAAGUAGUUUGAGCAAUGAUGGAGUGAAAGGGAAGAGAGAGAUGAAAAAAAUGAUGCCUAUUGAGGAAGUAGCAUCUGCAUCCCUUGAUGAUCUCUCCAUUGAUGAUGCUGAGAAUUCUGUCAUUAGUUUAGGGCAUGAAGCUGUGACAAUGCAUAGCUCUUCUCCUGCUUAUUCAGCUCCAUUGCCUUCUGCUCCAUUCUUGCCUGAUGACUCUAUUUGGUUUAAUGGCAUUCAGUCUACCUUCUCUGACUACAACGGCUUAGGAAACAUCAACAGAACAAACAAUUUCUUUGAUGCAUCACAAGUGAGCGACUAUUCAAAUUGGACAGGUUCUCAUCAGCCAAUUGAUUAUGGUCUUGGUAUCCCUGGUUUAGUGGACGGAUAUCCACCAACGCAUCGAAUGACUUCAUCCGAAUGGCUUCGCCAGUACAGAGAAAAUCAAAUUCUUCAGCGGACCACAAGUCAAACAUGGCCAGUGCAUUCUUAUGCUGCUAUGAACACUGAAAACUUCUAUGGUCAUGAUAGGUCCAGUUCUGGUCUUUUUGCUCAAUUUGGAGCUCCUUUGGCUGCUAAUCCAUUGAGUUAUGAAGAGAUCCCACCAUCACAUUCAGGUUUUUCUCCUGUUUAUGGCAAUGUUGACCACAGAAGGGACAAGCUCUAUCCUGGUUAUCAAAGACCAAGCCCUUAUGGGUGUGGUGCUGUGAAUGAACCUGAGCCACUUUUGCACUAUCUCAAGGAGAAAGAAUGGCUUCUCCAGAAAGAUCCAACCUUGAGAGGUCCUACAUAUAUGGGAAGUUGAAAAUUUUCAUAUAACCAUAGAAUACGAGCAUUUCGCGUAUGGCUGCAUAUCUUUCAUUGGACCCUCAUGCAUAAAAGCUUGGUAGGCUUUAUUUUUUUAGCAUACAAUAGGCCUUCAAUGUUCAUUUAUGUAGGUUUAUAACUUUACAUGUCUGUUGAUGGGUAUGUGUACAUAUAUUGUGUAAUAGAGUAUUUAGUUGGAAAGAAGAGCUUAAGGAAGUCCAUAGCAAAAAAUUCCUGCUGUGUAUGGAUUGUGUAAUUAAACAUUGUGGAAAUUUUUAUUGUGCCUUGCUGAUCUGAUUGGAUAGAGAUGAAAGUUGAUGUCAAGAACUAUCGAGUCAUUAGAUGUAGGGAGCUUUGAAGAGAUUUUUCAAGAGAUGAUGAACGUUGCAAUGUAAGAAGGAAGAAAAUUAAGAGGAUUACUUGUGAUCCUAGGUAUCAGGUUCCUGCAUUUCUUGUGCGAAUGAGGUUUGAAAACUAUCCUCGGUUUAAAAGGGUCCAUUGCUUACAUGGAUUCUAUAAGAUAUACGUGAAAAAGAAGGAACGCAUCUGAAUACAAAAGGCUUCAAGUGGUAUGGCUAGAGCCUAGAAGAAGCAGUGGACGGACGAUGCUGCUCGCGGAUGUGCAUGCAAGUAACAGGCAGCACAGGCAUCAGCUGCCAAAGAAAUAGAACCCACCCAGAAAUGGCUAGACGUGUGAAGGAACAAGCAGCCUACAAAUGGGAGAAAUUUUAUAAUACAGCUAUUUUACAUAUAAUGGUUGUAUUAUAAUUAUUGAUUAUGUCGAAUUUCAUAUAAAUUUACUAUAAAUUUAUGCAAAGGGAGAGAUAUAUUUAGCCUUUCA